Messenger RNA from Thamnophis sirtalis, 3373 nucleotides. It is a transcript of the gene ANPEP, whose product is annotated as alanyl aminopeptidase, membrane. Gene Ontology annotation, molecular function: peptide binding; zinc ion binding; metalloaminopeptidase activity. Lineage: Eukaryota; Metazoa; Chordata; Lepidosauria; Squamata; Natricidae. The record is from RefSeq and is a predicted model, not a curated record. Gene Ontology annotation, biological process: proteolysis; peptide catabolic process. Gene Ontology annotation, cellular component: plasma membrane; cytoplasm.
GAACCAAAUCGAGGUGCAUCCAGUUCUCCAUUAACUCUCUCCCAAGAUAAGAGAAGAUGGCCCCAGAGCAGAAGUGACCUUUGCCCACCAUUCUCGGCUUAAUCAUUGACAUGUUUCAUCAAUCACACUAAUAAUUCCCCAGAGGCCAUACGUAUAUAAAGGACCAACAGCAUCUAAGCAGAUCCCUUUGUGUGCGAGUUCCUCUUUGGCCUCUCCUCAGCCAUGGCCAAAGGAUUCUUCAUCAGCAAGUCUUUGGGGAUCGUAGGCAUUGUCCUUGGCCUGGGGGCUGUGGCCACCAUCAUUGCCCUCUCGGUUGUCUACACCCAGGAGAAGCAGCGGGCAGACAAUGCGCUCGGCAACCAGGGCCCAAGCACCACCCUCACGGCUGGCGCUACUGUAACCAGCACUCUCCAAGCUACCAUGACCAGCACCACCAGAGGUACAACGGCCAGCACCCCUAGAGGUACCACGACCAGCACCAUCCAAGCUACCACGGCUGGCGCCAACAGCACUAUCCCAACCAAGCCUUUGGAGCCUUGGGACCACAUGCGGUUGCCCAAAACUUUGAUGCCCACGUUUUACACUGUCUCUCUGCAGCCUUUUCUGACAGAGCUCAGACCAAACUUCUACAUUUUCAAAGGCAAGAGCACAGUGGAGUUCCAGUGCAAGCAGCCUACGGACCUCAUACUCAUCCACAGCAAAAAGCUGAAUUACACUCUGCAGGAGACAUUCCUUGCAUCCCUGAGAGGAGUUAAUGUUGCCGCACCUCCCAUUGAAAGAACUUGGCUAGUGGAGAAGACAGAGUACCUGGUGGUGAAACUCAAGGAGAAGCUCCUGCAGAAUGAGACCUAUCAGCUGCAUGCUGAGUUCACUGGGGAACUGGCAGAUGAUCUGGCUGGCUUCUACCGCAGCGUAUAUACAGAAGAUGGAGUAGACAAGCUGGUGGCUACAACCCAGAUGCAGGCUGCUGAUGCCCGCAAGGCUUUUCCUUGCUUUGAUGAGCCAGCCAUGAAGGCCGUCUUCACCAUCACGCUGCUUCACCCGCCUGCCUAUACGGCCCUCUCCAACAUGCCUGUUAACAAGACAGAGAAAGUAAUGUCAGAUGGAGAAAUCUGGAUGCGGACUGAAUUUGAACCCACACUCAAGAUGUCUACCUACUUGCUUGCUUUUAUUGUCAGCGAGUUUGAGAAUGUCUCUGCUGUGCCCAAUAACACCCAGCUCAACAUCUGGGGCCGUCCCAAGUCGAUCCGGGAGGGCCAGGGGGACUACGCCCUCAAUGCCACCUGGCCCAUUCUCAGCUUCUUCGAAGACGAGUACCACGUGCCUUAUCCCCUGAAGAGAUUAGACCAAGUCGCCCUUCCGGAUUUCAACGCUGGAGCCAUGGAGAAUUGGGGGCUUAUCACAUACCGUGAGAGUGCGCUACUCUUUGACCCCGAAUUCUCUUCCAUUGGCAACAAGGAACGGAUUGUGACAGUGAUUGCUCAUGAAGUUGCCCACCAGUGGUUUGGAAACCUGGUAACCCUGGAAUGGUGGAAUGAGCUGUGGCUCAACGAGGGCUUUGCGUCCUACGUGGAAUAUUUGGGUGCAAAUAAAGCUGAGCCCACAUGGAAUAUUAAAGACCUGAUUGUACCAAACGAUGUCUACCGUGUGAUGGCCAUCGAUGCCCUGGCUUCCUCACACCCCCUCUCCAGCCCUGCAGAUGAAAUCAACACUCCAGCUCAGAUCAGUGAAGUCUUUGACGCCAUUUCCUACAGUAAGGGGGCGUCUGUGAUCCGAAUGCUGUCCGAAUUCCUCACCGAGUCCGUGUUUGGAGAAGGGCUGCAGUCCUACUUUGAGACCUACCAAUAUGGAAACACGGUCUGUGAUGACCUCUGGGAACAACUGCAGAUGGUGGUGUACAAGAGGAACAUGAGUCUCCCAGACUCUGUCAAGGCUAUCAUGGACCGCUGGACCUUGCAGAUGGGCUUCCCGGUUCUCACAGUUAAUACCACUACAGGCACCAUCACCCAGAAACAUUUUCUGCUGGACCCAGAAAGUCCAGUUGAGCGACCCUCACCGUUCAAUUACAACUGGAUUGUUCCGGUCUCCUGGCUGAGCAAAGGAAAGGAGGCAGAGAUGUACUGGCUCAGAAAUAUUUCAGCUGAAAAUGCCAACUUUUCGACUUCUGCUGACCCUGCCAAGUGGCUGCUUCUCAAUGUUAAUGUCACGGGCUAUUUCCGGGUAAACUACGAUUUGGAAAACUGGGAGAGGCUCAUGAAUCAGCUGAAUGAAGACCUUCAGAUGAUCCCCAUUCUAAAUCGUGCUCAGAUCAUCGAUGAUGCUUUCAACCUGGCCAGAGCCAAGCAUGUGGGCAGCGACCUGGCCCUGAACACCACCCGCUACCUGGCCCAGGAGAGGGAGUACCUGCCUUGGGACACGGCCCUGAACAACCUGGACUACUUCCGCCUCAUGUUUGACCGCAGCGAAGUCUACGAGCCGAUGGAGAAAUACAUCCGGAAGCAGAUCAUUCCCUUGUUUGACCACUUCCAGAACCUCACUCGCAACUGGACCCAAAUCCCAGAGGGCUUGAUGGACCAGUAUAACCAGAUCCUGGCCAUCCGCACUGCCUGCUCCUAUGGUGUCCCUAAGUGCAAUGAGCUGGCCUCCUCCUGGUUUAACGACUGGAAAGCCAACCCCAGCAUCAACAGGAUCCCGCCCAAUCUGCGCUCCGCCAUCUACUGCAGCGCCAUCAGCACAGGAGGCCUGGAGGCCUGGGACUUCGCCUGGGAGAUGUUUCAGAAGGCCCAGGUGAUCUCGGAGGCCGACAAGCUGCGCUCGGCCCUGACCUGCAGCAAGACCCCUUGGAUCCUUCACAGGUACCUUCAAUACACUCUGAACUCCACCUUGAUCCGCCGCCAGGACGCCACCUCCACCAUCAACAGCAUUGCCAGCAAUAUAGUGGGGCAGCCUCUGGCCUGGGAUUUUGUGCGCGUGAACUGGAGGACCCUAUUCCAGCAGUUUGGGGGAAGCUCCUUCUCUUUCUCCAGCCUCAUCCAGUCAGUGACCCAGAGAUUUUCGUCUCCACUUGAACUUGAACAGCUGAAGAAGUUCAAGACAGACAACGCGGAUGUGGGCUUCGGCUCCGCCACCCGGGCGCUUGAGCAGGCUCUGGAGAGAACAAAGGCCAACAUCAAGUGGGUUGCAGACCACAAGCCACUUGUCCUGCAGUGGUUCAGAGAGAACUCGUAGGGGGCACCAGCCGGUGCUGCUGCGGACAGGGGGUUCUGACCAGAGGAGCAACAUCCAAGGGCGGAGGACUCUCUCCGGCCAUGGCAAUGCCUUUCUAUAAUUUUGUAACUCCAACACUGUAAAUUAAAGAGUCUCUUGAAUGGAA